This is a messenger RNA of Cooperia oncophora, 882 nucleotides long. The record is from the annotation of a GenBank genome assembly. NCBI's taxonomy places the organism in Eukaryota, Metazoa, Nematoda, Chromadorea, Rhabditida, Trichostrongylidae.
AUGUCAGGACCUUACGGUCAGCCUGGCUACAAUCCCCAGUAUCAGAAUCCAUAUCCGGCAGGAGGACCUCCGCCACCUGGUUUUAACCAAGGACCAGGACAGCAGCAACAAGGGUUCAUGCCCCCACCGAUGCCGCACCCAACCAUGAUGGGCAUGGGAGGUAAUCCUCAUUAUGCAGAGGGUGGUGAACCCGAUAAAUAUAAUCUUCAGUUCAGUGAUCGAACAAUUCGAGCAGCAUUCGUGCGCAAGGUGUUUUUCUUGGUGGCCAUUAUGCUCGGUGUAGUAGCGAUUAUGACAGCAAUACCAUUCUUCGAUGAGAAUACAAGGCUGUUUGUUUCGAGAAGUUUGGGAAUGUACUGGGCAGCAUAUGGUGUUUUCUUUGCUGUUUACCUUUCGUUGAUGUGUUGUGAGUCAGUGAGACGGUCCUUCCCAGCAAAUAUCAUUUUGACUGCAGUUUUCACACUGGCUGUUGGUUACAUGACGAUGAUGAUCACCGCUCAUCACAAUAUCGUCUCAGUGCUUCUCACACUUAUCAUCUGCACCAUCUCCUGUGGAUCAAUCAUUAUAUUCUCAAUGCAAACCAAAUACGAUUUGACAAACAUGAUGGGAAUAAUGUUCAUCUUGUCGAUGUGCUUGAUGGUGUUCGGUUUGGUUGCGAUCAUUUCGGCUAUUUUCUUCAAAGUGAAGUUCAUCUACAUGGUGUAUGCUGCUCUGGCCUCGCUUCUGUUCAUGUUUUAUUUGGCCAUUGAUGUCCAGUUGUUAAUGGGCGGGCGUAAGUACGAGAUCUCGCCUGAAGAUCACAUUUUCGCGGCUGUGCAGAUCUUCCUCGACAUCGUUUAUAUCUUCUGGAUGUUGCUCUCAUUGUUUGGAUCCAGCAAGUAA